ACCGCCCUUUUUGGAGCACCGAAAGAAGAACAGCGUUACAUGCGUCGAGGGAAAUAUUAUCGUAAAGCAACUUUCUGAAGCAACCCAGCGAAACUCGAAAGAAGGUCAAUGAUGGCGGCUGAAGUGGAGGUGGAGCUGGAGGUGGAGCUGGAGGACGGCAACGAGUACCCGGCACAUUACAAAGUCAUGAUGGACAAACUUAAUGAACAACGGCAGCUGGAUCAGUUCACAGACAUCACCUUGAUUGUGGAUGGACACCAGUUCAGAGCCCAUAAAGCGGUGUUGGCAGCAUGCAGCCAGUUUUUCCACAAGUUCUUCCAAGAUUUCACGCAGGAGCCACUGGUGGAGAUCGAAGGAGUGAGCAACACGGCCUUUAGCCAGCUGAUGGAGUUCACGUACACGGCGACGCUAGUCAUCGUCGGAGAAGAAGAGGCCUAUGACGUCUGGAAGGCUGCGGAAUACCUCCAGAUGGAGGAGGCCAUCAAAGCGCUCAGCAUAAAGAUAAAUGAGAAUCCCUCGCUGACGGCCAAGGGCAAAGGUCAAAAAAGGAAGAUUGCGGAGACUUCUAAUGUCAUUACAGAAACCCUACCUUCAGUGGAAGGGGAACAGGUGGAAAUUGAGGUGAUUGGGGAAGGGGGGACCAUCGAGUUGGAGGAGACCGGGCUGGAGGAGGUGGUCGACGCUGCAAAGAAUGCUCAGGCAGCGUCCGACGACUCUGCUUUGGCUCUCCUGGCGGACAUAACGAGCAAGUAUCAGCAAGGGGAACCUCUGCACCAGGUCUUAAAGAAAGAAGAAAUAGAAGAGGAGAUGGUGUACCAGGAGGAAACGGUGACGGCCUCAAAGUUGCUGGAGAAUGUCGAGGUCGUGGAGGUGCAGAUUUCCCAAGUGGACAGCAUGUUCCGCUGCAACAAGUGCGACCGCAGCUUCAAGCUGUACUACCACCUCAAGCAGCACUUGAAAACCCACCUGGGUUCGAUGGAAAAACCACACGUGUGCGACCACUGCGGGAAAGCCUACACGCGGGAGGGCGCCUUGAAGCAGCACAUCGGCACGUUUCAUUUUGAAGCGGAGGAGCUGUCUCGGAACCAGAAACCCCAGAAGAGGGUCCACGUCUGUGAAUUCUGCAAAAAGCACUUUGACCACUUCGGCCACUUUAAGGAGCAUUUACGAAAGCACACUGGUGAAAAGCCGUACGAGUGUCCAGAUUGCCACGAGCGUUUCGCAAGGAACAGCACACUGAAGUGCCAUAUGGCGGCCUGUCAGAACGGGGCUGGAGCCAAGAAAGGACGCAAGAAACUCUACGAAUGCCAGGUCUGCAGCAGUGUCUUCAACAGCUGGGACCAAUUCAAAGACCAUCUCGUGAGCCACACAGGCGACAAGCCCAACCACUGCACCAUGUGUGACAUGUGGUUCACCCACCCAAAAGAACUAAAGGCCCACCUCAAACACAUCCAUUCCACCGAGGACAAUUCGGCGGAAGAACUGGUCCUCAGCGCCUCCGCCAUCGCGAUAGAGGGAGCCGAGACGGUUCUGCUGGACGACGGCAUCCAGGUGGAGCACGUCACGGUCGAGCCGGCGGAAGAGAUGGAGAUGGAGGAGGAGGAGGAGGAGGAGGAGGAGGAGGAGACGACGACGACGAUUACGACGGUCUUGGUGGAGGACGGAGGGGUGGCGGAGAUGUGCGAGGAGGACGUGGAGAGACUAAAGCAGGCCGGGGUGCAGAUCCAGGUGGUGCACGUGACCACAACGGAAGUGGACGGGCGUCAGGUGGAGGUGGAGGUGGAGAUGGAGGGCGAAGUGGUGAGCGUCGAGGAGGCGGAGCAAGCGGUUUCUGUCUGAGAAUGCGGAGAACGGCAGGGCUGUGCCGUAAAGGACGUGCGGGACGCUCUGACGGUCCUGAGGGGCUGCUUUGUCCUGGUAACAGACUUUUAUUUUUUUACAUCAAUAAACACUGCAUGUGCGUCCCCUCAACAUGUCCUGCCGUCACGCCGAAGACUCCGCCUCCCACUUCCUUAAUUUAUGGGCACAGCGACGCCGACGUAUCAUUUUCCCGCGACUGAUCCUGUAUUUAUGUUCAAGCCGUUUGCCAUCAUAUCACAUUUUUUCCACGACUCUUCGGUGAUUCAAUCAAUUUGUAUCAGUUUCUUUCUUCUCCCUGUGUUUCCUUAUUUCACAUCCAGUGGUGUUAUGUUCUUUUUAAUUUGAGUUGCUUGCCAAGACAAUUUGACAAUGAAUAAAAGGUUCUUUUUGCUACA
Pseudoliparis swirei is the source of this 2255-nucleotide messenger RNA. RefSeq names its product zinc finger protein 131 (gene zbtb35). The coding region runs from base 109 to 1839 and encodes 576 amino acids. Gene Ontology annotation, molecular function: DNA-binding transcription factor activity, RNA polymerase II-specific; protein binding; RNA polymerase II cis-regulatory region sequence-specific DNA binding. NCBI's taxonomy places the organism in Eukaryota, Metazoa, Chordata, Actinopteri, Perciformes, Liparidae. The transcript is spliced from 9 exons. The record is from RefSeq and is a predicted model, not a curated record. Gene Ontology annotation, cellular component: nucleus. Gene Ontology annotation, biological process: regulation of transcription by RNA polymerase II.